Messenger RNA from Colossoma macropomum (tambaqui), 1045 nucleotides. It is a transcript of the gene timm29, whose product is annotated as translocase of inner mitochondrial membrane 29. Gene Ontology annotation, biological process: protein insertion into mitochondrial inner membrane. The record is from RefSeq and is a predicted model, not a curated record. Gene Ontology annotation, cellular component: TIM22 mitochondrial import inner membrane insertion complex. Lineage: Eukaryota; Metazoa; Chordata; Actinopteri; Characiformes; Serrasalmidae. The coding region runs from base 27 to 785 and encodes 252 amino acids. The transcript is spliced from 2 exons.
GCGGGCCCUGCUGUGUGGACGCUGACAUGGCGGCCUCGUGUCUGCUGAGGAGGUUCUGCUCCGCGGCGGCCGCGGCUCGGAGUAAAGACACCCGGUGGGAGAGACUGAAGAACUGCCGGGUCGGCACUUGGUGCCGCAGCCUGUUGGGCGAUUAUAAGGAGGCGUGCCGCGAGGUGUUCGUCGGCGCGCGGGAGCGUCCGGUUAAAGCUACAGUUUACGUGGCCCUUGUGGGAGGAAUUUACGUCUGUUACCGAACAAACCCCAGCGACACGUCGUUCCAGACUGACCUACUAGAGACGUCCAAUAAGCUGGCGCUUCUGUCUCCUUGGAUACGGAGCGGGACGUCAGAUGGGCAUGUGCAGAAUCUGGUGAAGCUGCGUAAUGAAGGCCGGCUACGUCACCUCAGUCUGGGCUUGGUUUCACUGACUUACGUGGUGGACUUUGACCACGAGUGCAGCCUGUAUGAGGCGCAGUGCUCUGCCCUCUCCGUGCCCUGGGCGGAGCUGCCCAAACGCGUGCUGGACGUGGGCUUCGCCGGCCGUUGGUGGGCGCUGGACCACAAGAUGAAGGACUACGAUAUCAACGAGGAAGAGUUUAAGCACCUCCCUCCAGCUUUAGUGGCCACAGCUCCCCCUUCAGCACAGGAGAUGGAGAGGAACGAGAGGCUGCACAAGGAGUCGUGGAAGCCGCUGGUGGUGGAGGUGGAGGAGGAGACAACGGUUGCUAUGCACAGCGUACAGAAAGAGGGAGAGAUUACAGCGGAAAGAAAAGAGAGAAAUGCCUAAGAGAAGACAUGAGCACAAGGUUUGAUGUGGUAUGAUAAAGGACAUGAGCUGACACUGGACUGGAGGCAUGUCACAUAUGAUCAGAUUAAUCUGUGUGCUUCAGCCUGAAAGGAAAAGCGCAUCCCUGGACAUCGACUGCCAUGUAUUUUUAGAUAUUAACACAAUAUAUAUCCAUGAUAUGUGGUGAAAUAUGAAAUAGCAUAAAAUGACAUUUGUUUUGAAUCAUUGUGGUCUUGGAUAAAUUGUGAAGCUGAACUGAA